UCCUUUCCCGCGAUGUCUCACGCCACGGUCCUUCUUACUGUUUUUCAGCUGUCACGACCGGAGAGGGGACUCGCAGCCUUUCCAGGCACUUAAGUAUUCGUCAAAGAGUCACCCCAGUAGUGGUGAUCACAGACAUGAAAAGAUGCGAGACGCCGCAGAUCCUUCACCACCAAAUAAAAUGUUGCGGAGAUCUGAUAGUCCUGAAAACAAAUACAGUGACAGCACAGGUCACAAUAAGGCCAAAAAUGUGCACACUCAAAGAGUUAGAGAAAGAGAAGGUGGGACCAGUUACUCUCCACAAGAAAAUUCACACAACCACAGUGCUCUUCAUAGUUCAAAUUCACAUUCUUCUAAUCCAAGCAAUAAUCCAAGCAAAACUUCAGAUGCACCUUAUGAUUCUGCAGAUGACUGGUCUGAACAUAUUAGCUCUUCUGGAAAAAAAUACUACUACAAUUGUCGCACAGAAGUUUCACAGUGGGAAAAACCAAAAGAGUGGCUUGAAAGAGAACAGAGACAAAAAGAAGCAAAUAAGUUGGCAGUUAAUAGUUUCCCAAAAGAUAGGGAUUACAGAAGAGAGGUGAUGCAAGCGACAGCCACUAGUGGGUUCACCAGUGGAAUGGAAGACAAGCAUUCCGGCGAUGCCAGUAGUUUGCUCCCACAGAACAUUUUGUCUCAGACAAGCAGACACAAUGACAAAGACUACAGACUGCCAAGAGCAGAGACUCACAGUAGCUCUGCGCCAGUACAGCACCCCAUCAAACCAGUGGUUCAUCCAACCGCUACCCCCAGCACUAUUCCUUCUAGUCCAUUUACGCUUCAAUCUGAUCACCAGCCAAAGAAAUCAUUUGAUGCUAAUGGAGCAUCUGCUUUAUCCAAACUGCCUACACCCACAGCUUCUGUCCCUGCACAGAAAACAGAGAGAAAAGGUAUGCUGUUAUUACUAGAUGCUGCACCCCAGCCAUCUAAUCAAUCUCCGAUGUCUCUAACGUCUGAUGCUUCAUCCCCAAGAUCCUAUGUGUCUCCAAGAAUAAGCACACCUCAAACUAACACAGUCCCUAUCAAACCUUUGAUUAGUACUCCACCUGUUUCGUCACAGCCAAAGGUUCUUACAGCAGCUGUAACACAAGCUUCCCUGCAGUCUAUCAUCCACAAGUUUCUUACUGCUGGACCAUCUGCUUUCAACAUCACCUCUCUGAUUUCUCAAGCUGCCCAGCUCUCUACACAAGCCCAGCCAUCUAAUCAAUCUCCGAUGUCUCUAACGUCUGAUGCUUCAUCCCCAAGAUCCUAUGUGUCUCCAAGAAUAAGCACACCUCAAACUAACACAGUCCCUAUCAAACCUUUGAUUAGUACUCCACCUGUUUCGUCACAGCCAAAGGUUAGUACUCCAGUAGUUAAGCAAGGGCCAGUGUCACAGUCGGCCACACAGCAGCCUGUAACUGCUGAUAAGCAGCAGAGUCACGAGCCUGUCUCUCCUCGAAGUCUUCAGCGCUUAAGCAGCCAGAGAAGUCCAUCACCUGGUCCAAAUCAUACUUCCAGUAGUAAUGCAUCAAAUGCAACAAUUGUACCACAGAAUACGUCUGCUCGGCCUGCGUGUUCAUUAACACCUACGCUAGCAGCACACUUCAAUGAUAAUCUCAUAAAACACGUUCAGGGGUGGCCUGCAGACCAUGCAGAGAAACAGGCAUCAAGAUUGCGUGAAGAAGCCCAUAAUAUGGGAAGUGUUCAUAUGUCAGAAAUAUGUACUGAAUUAAAAAAUUUGAGAUCUCUAGUUCGAGUAUGUGAAAUUCAAGCAACCUUGCGAGAGCAGAGGAUACUGUUUUUGAGACAACAAAUUAAGGAACUCGAAAAGCUAAAAUCAGAAUUCCUUUAUGGUUUGAAGAUGUGAAUAAUGGCACAUGGAAUCCUACAGGAACUGUAAAUCUAUUGCCCAGUCAUAACAUUUUGAGCUGCAUUUAAGUAGACUGUGGACCGUUAAGCUGGGCAAAUGAAAUGACAAGGGGACGGGGGUCUGUGAGAGUCAAUUCAGGGGAAAGAUACAAGAUUGAUCUGUAAAACCCUUGAAAUGUAGAUUUCUUGUAGAUGUAUCUUCACGUUGUAAAUAUGUUUUGUAGAGUGAAGCCAUGGGAAGCCAUGUGUAACAGAGCUUAGACAUCCGAAACUAAUCAAUGCUGAGGUGGCUAAAUACCUAGCCUUUUACAUGGAAACCUGUCUGCAAAAUUAGCUUUUUUAAAAAAAGAAAAAAAUUUGGGGGGUUAAUUUAUCAUUCAGAAAUCUUGCAUUUUCCAAAAUCCAGUGCAAGCGCCAGGCGAUUUGUGUCUAAGGAUACAACUUUGAGCAGUGUACAGAUAUCAUGAGACAACUGUUCCGCACUUGCACCUGAUCAAGAGCAGUGCUGCUCCAUUUGUUUUACAAAGAAAUGUUUUCAUUUCCUGUAUGUUCCAUUCCCUCAGAAGUCCUUGGCCUGAUUUUAUCCAUUUUUAAGGUGCCCCUUCUCCUUUCUAGGGCACUGUUGCUGUGGCACUUUUCUAUCACCUUCUCAUUCCUGUGUACAGUAGCUGGAAGUUGCAGUGAUCGAGCAUAACCCACAUGUUUGUAUAAAUUAUUGAAAUCCAUUUGCACCCUGUAAGAAUGGACUUAAAAGUACUGCUGGGCAAGUGUGCUGAAAGUACAUUGACUGCUCAAGUAUAAGGAAGUGGCCCAAUGAACAUGGUUGUGGGAGGGGAAGAGGAAACAGAGCUAGUCAGAUGUGAAUUGUAUCUGUUGUAAUAAACAUGUUUAAACAAAUACAUUUUGUUACUUUCUUUUCCUUCGGUCAGUGCAUAUUAGAAAUUGAACUACAUGGGGAUUCUUUAUCAAAACUUCUUGUUGAAUAUUUAUAUCUUAUUACAGUAAUUCCUUAAAGGGAGGUUUUGUUUAAGGCAUAUUAACAAUAAAUUGUGCAAAAGAUAUUUAAUGAAUGUGAAAUUCAACAAGAAUGAUGAAGUCACUUCCCAAGUGGUAUCAUUUGUUCAACCUGGUUUUCCUGUCUUGCUAUUAUGACACUUCAUUUUGAAGGAUGUUUGUGUUGUAGCUAACUGUUCAAGUCUGGUGCUGACUGCUUUUUCUUAGCCAUCACAAAAUGCUCAGUUUGUGUAAUCAGAGUUUCCUGCUGUUACACAGAAAUGGUGGGGAAGCUCAGCUUUGUAUAUUGUUUCCUAAAGUAUAUUAAAAUAAAAAAGAAACUAUUGCUACUAUAAAA
This is a messenger RNA of Peromyscus maniculatus bairdii (prairie deer mouse), 3238 nucleotides long. The record is from RefSeq and is a predicted model, not a curated record. NCBI's taxonomy places the organism in Eukaryota, Metazoa, Chordata, Mammalia, Rodentia, Cricetidae.